AUGCAGAAUACAGCUCCACUUGUGUUUCAAGGAGAAGCCGGUGGUGCCACUUCUGGGCCCAUCUGCAGCCUCGUAGACACUCUUCCACCUCUGGUUUCCCUGUACUGUCACAGCAUCCCAGUUCAUGUGCAAGACUUUUCCUUUCUCAUCAAAAGCCUCUGCUCAGUGCUCUGCAGCAGUCUGUCAGCUCUUUGGCCUGGCCUCUAUCAGGAGAUUUGUCCGAUCACUCAUGAAUGUAACUUCCCAAGCAACAGAAAUGCUAGCUCGCCUGGCACUGUGGUUGUUAAAAGGCACAAGGGCACUGUGGCUUCACUUUUUUGCUGGAUCCCAAGAGAUGCACAUGUUGCUGAAGGAAUGCGGCAGAGAUACCAAAAUUACGUUUUCAGAAUCGUCAUCUUGGGAUAG
This is a messenger RNA of Pipistrellus nathusii (Nathusius's pipistrelle), 405 nucleotides long. NCBI's taxonomy places the organism in Eukaryota, Metazoa, Chordata, Mammalia, Chiroptera, Vespertilionidae. The record is from the annotation of a GenBank genome assembly.